AUGGGUGAUUUUGAAGAUGAUAUCGACGAUGCCCAGCUGAUUGCAUGCCUUGAAUCCAACGAAGUAUCGAUGUUGACACGUCCAAACAGCGCUCCUGUUUUUAUAGCUCCGAAGAGGACUGAUUUCCCUGGUUUUCCCUACCCAACCCCCUAUCCGCAACAGAUAGAUUUAAUGCGUUUUUUCUAUGCAUCGCUUGCCUCAUCAAAAUGCAGCAUUAUUGAAAGUCCCACUGGAACGGGAAAGUCUACCACCCUUCUCGCAAGCUCCCUCUACUGGCUCCUCGACCACAACCAGGCAGUUGAAAAUCACCUCAGCAAUCUUAGAAACUUUCUUUUGAGAGAAGCCAGUCAAAGUACUGAUGAGCCAGACUGGAUUGCCGCACAUUCUCGAAGGCGCGCACAAAGAUUACAAUUGAACAAAGAGAUGGAACCCUUGGAAGCUAGUCAGAAGGCUCGAACAAAGGCGUCCGAUAUCAUAAAGCGUGCUAAUGAAGUCAAAAUUCUGACUGAGAAACCAAACCCCCGGCAUACAAAAUCCGUCCGCGAACGCAUCUCCCUACUCCCUGAGGCAGCUGACAUGCAUUUGGGCAAGUCAGCUGACGACUUAUUUUUGCCGGAGACAGAGGUCCUGUCUGCCAGACAUGCCAGCGACCAACUUUCGCCCAACAUCGACGAAAAUAUGGAAGAUUGUCGAGUCUUGCAGGUGAUCUACUGCAGUCGUACACACUCUCAAUUAGCUCAGGUGGUUGGUGAGUUGAUGAAAAUGAAGGACCUUUCGGAUAAAGUAACCGUGGUGACUCUGGCCUCACGCCAGAUGCUCUGUGUAAAUAAAGCCGUUUAUAGUCUCAAGAACCAGGCCCUGGUUAGGGAGGCUUGCCUCGAUCUUACAUGCUGUAAAUUUCGCGCCAAGGACGACGUUGAUGCGCUUUCUGAUUAUUUAUUGGGAACUCCCCUAUCUGCCGUUGAGGCGGCGUCCGUGAUUCGAGGCUCAGAAGGUACUGCUAUUGAAGAACCUCCUGUUCAUGCCUGUCCCUACUACGCUAACAAGAAGGGACUGCCGCUGGCCCAGUUAGUGCUCACCCCCUACCAGACAGUAGUUGUACCGGGCAUACGAGACGCCACCGGCCUUUCACUCCGCAAUAAUGUCAUCAUCUUUGAUGAGGCACACAAUCUUCUCGAGGCUGUGGCCGCCUCGUUUUCCGCCGCCAUCUCCUAUACCGAACUGCUUUCAGCCGGUCGGCUUAUCAGUGCCUUUUCCGACUACUACCGCUCGCGUCUUUCUGCUAUUUCCGUCCUGCGACUAAGACAACUGAACCUGGUUAUUAUGGGUUGCGCUAAUCUGCUGGACGGGAAGUCCAAGGGCCUGAGGGCUCAGGUCAGACAGCGCGUAGAAACCGAAAAUCAAAAUUCGAGCGAUGAGGUCGUCUACACGGUCCCCGAUUGGUUGUUUGUUUCAGGCAUAGAUCACAUCAAUUUGAGUUACCUUGUCGAAUACUUGCAAAAGGAUAGAUGCGUUCAUAAAAUUGCUGGAUUCGGCAAGUGGUUUGGCGGCAGGAAUAAGAAGGACGUGAAAAAAGGAACGAAAGCUGAGGAGAACAAAUCAGAAUUUGGUCUUAGUCUUUCAGAUUGUCUGCAAAAAUUAAAGCGUCCACCGACCUCCUCUGUGCAAAGCCUGAACGCUACCGAACAACCAGCGUACAAGCGACUAAAGUCAAAUGAAACAGAUAAUGUGCCUUCCAGUGCCACGUUGAAGGGAGCGUCCCCGGAUCUGGAAUCGUCGGGUCCGAGUCUGUUCGCUCUGCUUUCCUUCCUCGAGGCUCUGGUAAAGAACGACCUCGGAGGCGACGACGACGGACGUCUCAUCGUCAAGCCCACGUCACCCGCGAGUCAGCACCAGAAGCAAACGAGUGCUGAUCAGAUGGCCGGGUGUAUUCGCUUCAUCAUUCUGAACCCCGGGCGCUAUCUUUACGGACUUGAUAGUCCCAUAUUCUACUCCUUAACAUGGCACUUUUCUUUACUAGAUGUUGUGAAAGAAGCACGCAGCGUGGUACUCGCAGGUGGAACAAUGAAACCGUUUGAGGAGUUCACCGACCAAGUGUUCCGCCCAGCUGGAAAGUCCGAAUCCGACGUCACGUUGUUUUCGUGUGGUCACGUAAUUGAUGCAAAACGACAACUUGCCAUUUAUGCACCAUCUUUCUCGCCUGGCGGUGUCCCGUGGGAUUUCACCUUUAAGAAUCGAAACAACUCCCGGCUGAUCCACGAAUGUGGCGAAUUUUUAAUUGAAGUCUGUAAGGUCGUUCCGGGUGGUGUCGCCGUCUUUUUCCCCUCGUUUGAUUAUCUGUCUGCCGUGUGGACACAUUGGAAUUCCACGGACCUGUUCUCCCGCCUCCAAAUGACGAAGAAGGUUUUUAAAGAGCCUCGAAGUGCGACAGCUUUGGGCCAAGUAAUGCAAGCUUACGCUGCCGCGGCGACCUCUUCUAGGCAGGGCGCCUGCAUUGUCUGUGUGAUCGGCGGCAAGCUAUCAGAAGGCAUCAACUUCAAUGACUCUCUCGCGCGCUGCGUCGUAGUUGUCGGUCUACCCUACCCAAAUAUCCAUUCUGCCGCUAUGCGUGAGAAAUUGCGUUUUAUGAACGAGCGUUUCGCGAAAUGCCAGAAGGACGGUCGGACAGUCGGGCAGGUCUUUUGUGAGGCGAUGUGCAUGCGCGCUGUGAACCAGACAAUCGGUCGAGCCAUUCGACACGCCCGUGACUACGCCGCCGUCUUCCUGCUCGACCAACGCUUUGCCAGACGGCAACUGCGCGACCAGCUGCCCACGUGGGCCCAGGACGCCAUCACCAAUCCCACGCCCCGUCUCGACCAACUCCGCAUUCACCUCGAACACUUCUUUCAACGCAAUGCUUCAAGCUCACGUUGA
This is a messenger RNA of Mesocestoides corti, 2913 nucleotides long. NCBI's taxonomy places the organism in Eukaryota, Metazoa, Platyhelminthes, Cestoda, Cyclophyllidea, Mesocestoididae. The record is from the annotation of a GenBank genome assembly.